AUGGCUGGUAUUAGUGAUGAUGGGAGGGAGAAGAAGAGAGGUAAGCUGCACUUCAACGGCUUCGAUACUCGUAAAUGCUUGGUUGGUGAUCGUAGCAACGGCGGUGGUGGAGAUGAUGGUGAUGGUGAUGGUGAUGGUGAUAAUGAUGAUGCUGGUAAUGGUUGUUGUGGUUGCGGUGUUGUGGUGGUAGUGGUGGUAGUGGUGGUAGCGGUGGUAGCAGUGAUGGUAGUAGUGGUAAUGGUGGUAGUAGUGGUGGGUAUCGUUAGUAGUGAUGAUGGUGGUAGGGCUGUGUGCUCCUCCACUCCGAUGAAAUGUCAACACAAUAACUCUGCGUUAAAACGUCUGCUCCUCGACCCUCAACUAAUAACGCAAAUAUUUAAACCAUAUCGAUAUAUACAUAUAUAA
This is a messenger RNA of Cercopithifilaria johnstoni, 405 nucleotides long. The record is from the annotation of a GenBank genome assembly. Lineage: Eukaryota; Metazoa; Nematoda; Chromadorea; Rhabditida; Onchocercidae.